GGCAUUGCAUUAUGGGAGACGGAUGAUUGACACGGGCGCCAUUUUGCUCCUGCUCUCUGCUUCCAUUGUGUGAGAGAUAGUAAAUAUCUGACACUGCCAGACAACCACAACACACUUGUAUCGUCGCGAAGAAAAAGCGUCAAAUUCACCCUCGGUGAUACUCUGUCGUAAUGGCUCGUACCAAGCAGACUGCUCGUAAGUCCACUGGAGGAAAGGCUCCUCGUAAGCAGCUGGCCACCAAGGCUGCCCGUAAGAGCGCCCCCUCCACCGGUGGUGUCAAGAAGCCCCAUCGUUACAGGCCCGGUACUGUGGCUCUGAGAGAGAUCCGUCGGUACCAGAAAUCCACCGAGCUGCUGAUCCGUAAGCUGCCCUUCCAGCGCCUGGUGAGGGAGAUCGCUCAGGACUUCAAGACUGACCUGCGUUUCCAGAGCGCUGCCAUUGGAGCCCUGCAGGAGGCCAGCGAGGCGUACCUGGUGGGUCUAUUCGAGGACACCAACCUGUGUGCCAUCCAUGCCAAGCGCGUCACCAUCAUGCCCAAAGACAUCCAGCUGGCACGUCGCAUUCGUGGAGAGCGCGCUUAGACGGCCCCUCUGAUGUUUCACCCGCGUCCUGUUUUUCUUUACCUGUCCCUGUCCUCGCUCCUUCGUCUCUCCCUCGCCCCCCAGCCCCACCCAUCCCCGUCGCCCUCCGCCCCCAGCCUGCCCACCUUCUCAGUAGACUUUAGAGUAAUCCUGAUUAUGAAGAGAUAGAAAUAUGUUGAAGUCUGGUCUCUCAUAGGUUUUUUUUGUCUUCACCAAAUGUUUUUAGGGUACCUUUUUUGUGCAUGUAAAAGGUUCGGCAGAUCAGACGCGCACGUGCACACAGACUCAAACGUGCAUCGCCGGGUUUUGGGCGGCGCUUCAGAACGUGAAGCUCGACUGGAUUCUUGCAGGGUAGGAGGGCGGUGGGUGCAGUUUGUGUGGCAAACAGAGUGGAAGCAGAGGGACAUGGCCGAGGGACUAGUCUGCUUAAGGGGAGCUGCAACUUCCACAGCAGGGUGCUAUUAAAACUAGUCCUGAGGCCUCUGCCCCCUCUGGACACCCUUCCUCUCCCACCCGAGCUGUCUGGCAAGCUGUUUUUAUGUGAGCUGCACUAGUUCCUACCCUGACCCUGAGUUUUCUUUGACUAAGUUUCCAGUUUAAGCCAAUGUUCCAGUAUGCGGCUUUAUGUUCUCAUAAUGUUCAGCCUUCCAGAAUGUAUACAGCUUUGUACAGCUGGAAAAACGAUAAAACAAUUCUUUUUUUAUUCUUUUAUCUUGCACCUUCAUAACUCCACAGUCUCCAUAAAGUCUUGGAGCAGAAACAGUCUCUGCACCCCAGCUCCCUUGUUGCCCUGCAGGUGCAGCCACAUGGCUCGCCUUACUUUCCAGUCCUCCUCCUUCCCCUGUGUCAUCUGCUCUGUGAGGGGACGGACUGCUGUGUGUCUGUGUGGACCUGUGAGCUCUGAUCUGCCAAACCAGUCGUACUCAACAAACAAGAAUCUCUUGGUUGCUUAAAGAUAUUGAUUAUUGUUGUGGAUAUGGUGUCUAUUUUUUUUACACAUAUAAUUCACGGAGGAGCAUCUCUUCCUUUACCACUUCAAAAUGAUCAAAAGAGAAAAAAGAAAUUGAUAUUGUCAACAUGAUUAUCAGUUUUUUUCUUUAUACAGUGAUGUGAUUUGUUAUAGAAAAUCAGGAAGGGCUUCUCUGUUUUCCAAGGAAACAUCGUUCUCAUGGCAGCCACGCAGCGCGGUGCUUCACCGUCUCUCUAUUCACAUGUUCACUGUCGAUCAGUUAUUACACUUUCUGCUUCUGUCUUUAUUGCCACAGAUUAGACUCAUCACAACAGUUUGAAUUGACGUUCUAGUGAAAGUUCCACUCUGCAUGUUUAGGGUCUGUGUGUCUUCUGCAUUCUCUGUAGAUCUGAGCAUAUAAUCUGUCCCUUUCUCAAAAUUUGUGAUACACAAUAUAACCUCAUAUUUGUUUUCUUUUAUAUUUUUCUUAUUCCUCGAGAUUUUCAGACAUAUAAAUAAGCUGAUCUUUGUAUUUUCCAAAUUUCUCAUAUUAUGGUGGUAAUAAAUAGGUGUUAAAACAA
Molecule: messenger RNA, 2111 nt
Organism: Acanthochromis polyacanthus (spiny chromis)
Lineage: Eukaryota; Metazoa; Chordata; Actinopteri; Pomacentridae
Gene: h3f3c
Product: H3 histone, family 3C
Exons: 4
Coding region: 171-581 (136 amino acids)
Cellular component (GO): nucleosome
Molecular function (GO): structural constituent of chromatin; protein heterodimerization activity; DNA binding
Source: RefSeq, a predicted model, not a curated record